Notolabrus celidotus (New Zealand spotty) is the source of this 1422-nucleotide messenger RNA. Its product is annotated as stress response protein NST1-like. Bases 59 to 1255 code for a protein of 398 amino acids. The transcript has a single exon. The record is from RefSeq and is a predicted model, not a curated record. Lineage: Eukaryota; Metazoa; Chordata; Actinopteri; Labriformes; Labridae.
GAUUAAAGAGCUGGAGGAGCUUAUUGCUCGGGAACAGCAUCAGCAAAAGAAUACUGUGAUGACUCGCUACCUCCAGACAAGCCUGGAGGAGGCCAAACAGGAGCGAGAAGAGAUGGCCCAGAGGUUGAUGGGGAAGGAUCAGGAGCGCUUUAGGAGGGAGACCAGCACCACAGAGCAGACAGAAAACCUGGAUCUGGACGACAGGCUCCCCUCAAGCAGAGCGUUACAGUAUUACAAGAUUAAAGAGCUCCAACGUCUUGUUGAGAACAAAGACAACCAGCUUCAGGCUGAAAGACUGAGAGCUGACACCCUCCGGAAGGAACAUGAGGACUUUAGACUCCAGGUUCAACAGAAAGCCAGCAGAGACCUGAAGCAGGUUCAGAAACUGGAGGAGGAGAAACGGUCCGUGAAUUCUCUCAUUGCAUCUCAGGACCUCAAACUGAAAAAUAAGAUGGUGUUGUCUCGCAACCUCCAGACAAGCCUGGACGAGGCCAAACAGGAGCGUGAAGAGAUGGCCCAGAGGUUGAGGAGACAGGAUCAGGAGCUGGAAGACUUGAGGAGGGAGACCAGCACCGACGUGCAGCUGGAGGACCUAAAGAACCAGCUCCAGGCUGAAAGACUGAGGUCUGACACCCUCCAGAGGGAACAUGAGGACUUUAGGAGGGAGGAGAAAGAGAAAGCCAGAAGAGACCUGGAGGAGGUUCAGAAUCUGAAGAUGGAGAAAGAUUCCCUGGAGCAGGAGGCGAGGGCCCUGCAAAUAAAAAAUGGCAACAGGAUUCAAGAGCUCCACGAUCUUGUUGAGUCCUUAAGGAACCAGCUGCAGGCUGAAAGACUGAGGACUGAUACCCUCCAGAAAGAACAGGAGGAACUCAGGCGGGAGGCACAACUGAAAGCCAGCAGAGACCUGAAGCGGGUUCAGAAUCUGGAGGAGGAGAAACGUUCCCUGGAGCAGGAGAUGAAGGCCCUGCAGGAAGAGGUCUCCAGAAGAGCAGCAGAGGAAACAAACAACACCAACAGGAUUCAAGAGCUCCAAGAUCUUGUUGCUUCCUCAAAGAACCAGCUGCAGACUGAAAGGCUGGAAGUUCAGGACAGACUCGUUGAUAUGGAGAACGUGUCUUUGUGGAGGAGGUUUAAAAAGGCCAUGACUCCUGACAGUCGGCGCCAAUACAAACAUCUGAGAAUGCAGUGGCAGGACCAGGAGGAAAACCCCAGCUCAUCUGUUCCCCCAAGCCCCCCCAACAUGCCCAGACCGUAACGGGCCAUCAGGUAGACACAGAGUAACAUGUUCCUCUGUGUCUGCACGGGUUUACUCCGGGUUCUCCGGUUUCUUCCCAUCAUAAUCAACUUUGAAAAAAAACCUUUAGAAUAGUAAAAAAUGCAUCAAGCCUAAAAAAUGUCAAUAAAAAAAAAAGACAACUUUAA